Messenger RNA from Penicillium longicatenatum, 309 nucleotides. RefSeq lists its product as uncharacterized. The record is from RefSeq and is a predicted model, not a curated record. The transcript has a single exon. NCBI's taxonomy places the organism in Eukaryota, Fungi, Ascomycota, Eurotiomycetes, Eurotiales, Aspergillaceae. The coding region runs from base 1 to 309 and encodes 102 amino acids.
AUGGAGUUCUUUGUUACGGACCCACUUUGCCCGACCCUCACGAAAGACGAUGAGGGCCAACCGAUUCCUGAGGAGAGAGUUACAGAACCAGAUCACGUGAGCAGCCACCCGUGCUCACUGAUCAAGGGUAAGCGGUCAAGCGGUAGAACGACCCAAGGCCGUUUCCGGCCUGCCGCUCGCCGUCACAACGAAUACUGCGGAAUCGGCGACUGCAACUAUGAACCUAUUGAACAACACAUCCUAGGCAUUUCUGACUUUGGUGAGGCCCGGAACGCUCCUCAGCAGACUAUUUCCACUGACAUUGCAUAG